This is a messenger RNA of Fonsecaea multimorphosa CBS 102226, 1047 nucleotides long. RefSeq lists its product as uncharacterized. Gene Ontology annotation, molecular function: zinc ion binding; oxidoreductase activity. The transcript has 4 exons. The coding region runs from base 1 to 1047 and encodes 348 amino acids. The record is from RefSeq and is a predicted model, not a curated record. NCBI's taxonomy places the organism in Eukaryota, Fungi, Ascomycota, Eurotiomycetes, Chaetothyriales, Herpotrichiellaceae.
AUGCGUGCUGCGCAGUUUCAUCGCGAUACUGGAAAGAUCCAGGUAAACGAAGUCCCCAUUCCCGAGCCAGAGGCCACCGAGAUAUUGGUCAAGAUCAAGUCCGCCUCUCUAUGCCACUCAGAUAUUAUGGCCAUCGAGGGCUGGACACCGACGCCAAGCAGCGUGAAGCCCAUCACUCUGGGACAUGAAGGUGCUGGUGUUGUUGAAAGGUUGGGCUCCAAAGUCACCGGAUUCAAGCCUGGGGAUCCGGUGGGAUUCUUGUAUAUCACGGGAGUCUGUUUCGAAUGUGAAGGAUGCAAGGUCUACAACCUCUACUGCUCCAAGGGCACUCCACGCAUCCAGGGAAUGACCGAGGGUGCCGACGGAUUCUUCGCCCAAUAUGCUGUAGUCGACUAUCGCAAUGCCAUAGUUCUCCCGGACGCUGUCAAAUUGGAGACGGCUUCUCCUCUCUUCUGUGGCGGCAUUGCAGGCAGGUUGACCCCCCCUUUCAAUACUGUUGAAUCAUGCGAGCUGAAACCCGAUGAAUGGCUCGCAGUUGUCGGCUGUGGAGGCUUAGGGCAAGCUGCUGUGCAAUAUGCCAAGGCCAUGGGCAUCAAGGUGGUCGGGCUGGACAUCAACGACGAGACACUCGCGGAAACCACGAAGGUUGGCGCUGAUCUCACGUUCAACUCUGCCACAAAUCCCAACUACCUGGACGAGAUAAGGAAGGCCACAGGAGGCGGGGUGCACGCCGCUGCUGUGUACAGCGCUUCGAUAGCAGCGUACGAGAACGCCAGAAAAGCGCUCCGAAUAGGCGGCCUCUUGAUGGCCGUGGGUUUGCCCUCGAAGCCAUUUCCCGUGAACUUGACUGAGAUCAUCACGGGCCUGUAUCGGCUCAAAGGCGACUGUACUGGCACUCCUCAACGCAUGCCACGGGCUAUUGAAUUCACCGCGAAGCACGCCAUUCAACCGAACGUUGUCAGCUUCCAUAAACUGGACGAGGUACCUGACAUGAUUGCAAAAAUGAGGGCAGAAAAGUCCACGGGAAGGAUGGCCGUGCUAUUUUAG